Aspergillus heteromorphus CBS 117.55 is the source of this 1350-nucleotide messenger RNA. Its product is annotated as putative mitochondrial 2-oxodicarboxylate carrier protein. Gene Ontology annotation, biological process: transmembrane transport. The record is from RefSeq and is a predicted model, not a curated record. Bases 1 to 909 code for a protein of 302 amino acids. The transcript has 5 exons. Lineage: Eukaryota; Fungi; Ascomycota; Eurotiomycetes; Eurotiales; Aspergillaceae.
AUGUCGAACAACACCCAGCAGAAGCCCCUGCCCUUCGGCUACCAGUUCAUCGCCGGUGCCGUGGCCGGUGUGUCCGAGAUUCUUGUUAUGUACCCCUUGGAUGUGGUCAAGACACGAGUUCAGCUCCAGGGCGCGCCCGUUCCCGGUCAGGAUUACUACAAUGGCAUGUUCGACUGCAUGCGCAAGAUCGUCAAGAACGAGGGCUUCUCCCGUCUCUACCGCGGUAUCUCCGCGCCCAUCCUGAUGGAAGCGCCUAAGCGCGCGACCAAAUUCGCCGCCAACGACAGCUGGGGCUCAUUCUACCGCAACCUCUUCGGCCAAGCCGAACAGACACAAUCGCUGGCGAUCCUGACGGGCGCCACGGCCGGAGCGACAGAGUCAUUCGUGGUUGUGCCCUUCGAGCUGGUCAAGAUCCGUCUGCAGGACCGGGCGUCGAAAUACAACGGCAUGCUGGAUGUGGUGCGCAAGAUCGUCGCCGCGGAGGGCCCGCUGGCCAUGUACAACGGUCUGGAGUCGACGCUGUGGCGCCACAUCCUCUGGAACGCCGGUUACUUCGGCUGCAUCUUCCAGGUGCGCGCGCAGCUCCCCAAGGCCGCCCCCGGAAACAAGGCCGAGCAGACCCGCAACGACCUGAUCGCCGGUUCGAUCGGAGGUACCGCCGGAACCAUCCUCAACACCCCCAUGGACGUGGUCAAGUCGCGCAUCCAGAACACCACCAAGGUCCCCGGCCAGGUGCCCAAGUACAACUGGGCCUGGCCUGCUCUAGGCACCGUCAUGAAGGAGGAGGGCUUCAGCGCCCUCUACAAGGGCUUCAUCCCCAAGGUUCUCCGUCUCGGUCCCGGUGGUGGUAUCCUCCUCGUCGUGUUCACCGGUGUGAUGGACUUCUUCCGGAACAUGCGCGGCGAGUAGACUUGAUUUUCUCAGAAAUAGAAUAGAAGGGGAUUCCGUUGAUUGGAUGAGUUGGCUGGGGGCUGGGUGAAUAGAUUCUUUUUUUUUUUUCUCUUUUUUUUUCAUUGGACUGUUCAUUCAUGAUUCAUUGAUUGGUUGGUUGGUUGGAUUAUUCCCGUUUACUUUAUAAGCAAGCACGGACAUCUAGAUUGUGACACACAUAAGUGGUAGUGGUGGUACUAACCACACAUACUGUAGGUAGAUGGAUGCAUGAGUCAGGCUAUUACGUGAUUGAGUGGUUGAUUGAUCAGACUAUUCUGUUUACUUGACUUGACUUGACUUGACUUGACUUGACAAGCCACUGUGAGCAAGCAAGCAAGCAAGCAAGCAAAUGAGCAUAGACAUCUAGACUGACAUGAAUGGUGAUCGUGGUGGUAGUUGUAGUGGUGAUGACCCAUACAU